Penicillium odoratum is the source of this 3138-nucleotide messenger RNA. Its product is annotated as sodium/calcium exchanger protein. The annotation marks the transcript as partial. The record is from RefSeq and is a predicted model, not a curated record. Gene Ontology annotation, cellular component: membrane. Gene Ontology annotation, molecular function: monoatomic cation transmembrane transporter activity. Lineage: Eukaryota; Fungi; Ascomycota; Eurotiomycetes; Eurotiales; Aspergillaceae. The transcript has 2 exons. Gene Ontology annotation, biological process: monoatomic cation transport; intracellular calcium ion homeostasis; transmembrane transport.
UUACAAGAGGAUUCAGAAUACCUUUUCAGCAACGAUGCUGCCGAUGUCGAUGCUAUAAUGAACCAACUCCCAUCUAUCCUGCGGCCCGCCGUGCGCAAAGGGCCUCGGUAUUCCGUCCGCCCGUUUUACACUACUCUCUUGGUAUUCGGGGUCCUUGUGGCACUUUGUUGUGCUUUGCGUAGUAAUGUAAUUGGUCGAUACCCUCGAGGUACCACUCAAAAUGUGUUCCUGGCCAGGCGAGAAGACGCCCCAGAGUGCCGUCAAGUUCGCGAUGUUAAGGACCAAUGCGCUUAUAUCCUUACCAAUUGCCCCGACCACGAAGACGGCCUGCUGUCAUACCUGCAACUCUACUACUGCACAUUGGCAGAUGCGAAACCGCUAGCGUUCAUCAUCCUCAUACUCUGGCUGUCGCUUCUUUUCAGCACAAUUGGCAUAGCAGCCAGUGACUUUUUGUGCAUUGACCUGAGCACACUGGCAAGCAUUCUAGGAUUGAGUGAAAGUCUUACCGGUGUUACCUUCCUCGCGUUUGGCAACGGCAGUCCCGAUGUCUUUUCUACAUUUGCCGCAAUGCGGUCAAAUAGCGGUAGCCUGGCGAUUGGCGAGCUGAUAGGGGCAGCCAGUUUCAUCACCUCGGUUGUGGCUGGCUCCAUGGCUUUGGUUCGACCUUUCAAAGUCGCACGGCGGAGUUUUGUCCGAGAUAUAGGGUAUUUCGUGGUUGCUGUCACUUUCAGCAUGUUCUUGUUAGCUGAUGGCCGACUUCAUGUAUGGGAGUCAGCUGCCAUGGUUGGACUAUAUGUAUUUUAUGUCAUGAUGGUGGUAACUUGGCACUGGUAUUUAGUCCGGCGCCGCCGAAAGUACGAGAGGGACCUUGCGGCGCGCACACAUUUUCACAUCCCAGAAAAUCAAGAAUUGGAUAUUGAAGAGCCUGUGGAGGAUGACGAUCCUGGGGUUGCCUCAGAAUCACGGAGUCUGCUUCGUGGAGCAUCGACCGAUGAUUUUGAUCUUUUGGAACGGGCCGAGGCUGUUCCCGUUUGGAAAGAAGAAGAAGACGAGGAUGACGAAACACGCAACCGUUAUCUGGCCGAAAUCAGCAAUAACAUGCAUGUUUAUCGUCCGCCCAAUCGGUCCCGACGAAACACGAUGAACAUUCGACCCAGUCUCGUUGGAGCACUUGAAUUCCAGUCUGUGCUCCAGGCGCUUCAGAAUUCCAGGAGCACGAAUCGCAAUCCAACUAUCAGCCUGAGUAGCUACUCAGAUGACGGCGAGAACUCUCAAGCCUUCGACACUCGGUCCAUUGCAUCGCAUCCUCGGGCUAGUAGACCGCCUGCUACCAACGACCGCCUGUCCCCGCAAAGUGCAGGCUCUUCUAGAGUUCGUGCGGUGUCAGCUAAUGAUGCUGAUGGCUUACAUCUUGACACCAGUGUAUUAGGCCGCCAUGCAGAUGAAACGCCACGCCUGACUGUGAGGCGGCCUUCCAAUGAAGCUGGUGAUGGGCCACUGGUACCUCCUGAGUUGCCCCGUAUAGAUACUAGUGCUGAACUGACGGCAUCGCCAUCCUCUUCCGUCUUGUCAUCCCCAGUGGAAGCAGCGCCCCUAACUCCAGACCUAUUGGCUCCCCCAGGAGCAUUCCAUUCUCCCAAUUAUCACAGUGCCGCAACACAGGAUCGAUCCCCCGCUCCCGUAUCCCCACGAGGAGGCUCUAGUCUUCGAAAUGGAGUUCUACCAGAGAGCCCCUCUGCACCUUUCCCCGCGUUCAUUGAUAUUCAACCUGGUCCAUCCUCUCGUCCAUCUAGCAUUCGACUUCCCUAUCAAUCAAGCCCGUCGGAGCCUUUUUUAGUUCGUGACAGCAUGGACGACAUAAACACUGGCAAUGACACCUUGUUUUGGAAUUAUUUGAAGCGGUGGUGGCCUUACUCGAUCUUUCCUCCUCCUUCGCAUAUCGGUUGUGCCCUUUUUCCAACCCUGGCUGGAUGGAAGUCGAAGGGUAUCCUGAACCGAUUCCUGGGGAUCAUUGCUGCGCCCAGUGUAUUUCUCCUUACCAUCACUAUCCCAGUCAUUGAACCUCAAGCUCCUGAAUCCACGGAGCCAGACCUUAUCCCCGCCGUGGUCAUUGAUGAAAUCAAUGAUGACCAUACUGCACCGCGCGUGAGGCUACCAGCUGAUAGUCCCGUACUUUCGCCUAUUCUGCAUAGUCACCAUGAUUCCGUGCCCCAUCUGUCAGUGUCACAUUCUCAUCGCAAGUCAACCAUUCAGGACCGAACUAGUCGUCCGCGCUGGGACUCGGAGCUCCCGGCCGCCCCACCGGUCAUGACUGAUCCGUCUACGCCAUGUAGAGAAUGGCAUCGCUGGCUUGUUAUCAUACAGCUUUUUACUGGCCCCUUCUUCUUUGUCCUCAUUGCAUGGUCAACAUUGGAUGAAGAACUAAAUCCUCGAAAUCUUCUUCUUCCAUCCCUGGUUUCCCUUUUGUUCUCCUUCAUAUUUCUCUCGCUUCUCCUCCUCACAACCCGGCGUCGUCCUUGGCACCGACAGGCCUUCAACCCAUCCAAUCCCCAGCGCCAUGGCUCGCUCGAGGUGAAUUCACCCCUCUCUCUCCCAUCCUCAUGGAGACCUUUUCUCUCUCUACUUGGAUUCCUGGUUGCCAUCUCCUGGAUUGCAACGAUCGCAACAGAGGUGGUAUCUCUGCUGAAAACCAUCGGCGUCAUCCUCGAUAUCUCAGACUCGCUGCUAGGCUUGACCGUCUUUGCCGUGGGCAACUCUCUAGGCGAUCUUGUCGCGGACAUUACCGUGGCCCGACUUGGAUACCCUGUCAUGGCCCUCAGUGCGUGCUUUGGCGGUCCAAUGCUUAACAUCCUGCUUGGAAUUGGCCUAGGAGGUCUCUAUAUGACACUGAACGGGGGCAACACCCGACAACAUGACGAGAUUAUUGGCAAAGUCGUGUCAGAGUCAGCUUCUUAUGAGAUCGCGAUAUCUAAGGUACUGGUCAUCACUGGCGCGACCCUUCUGCUGGUUCUAGUUGGACUUUUGAUUAUUGUCCCUUUGAAUGGUUGGCGAAUGGAUCGCAAGAUCGGGUGGGGCCUCAUUGCCGUGUGGUGCGUGAGUACCGUGGGAAAUGUGGUUGCAGAGAUUGUAUGGUCAUGA